Diabrotica virgifera virgifera (western corn rootworm) is the source of this 7496-nucleotide messenger RNA. RefSeq lists its product as uncharacterized. The transcript has 8 exons. NCBI's taxonomy places the organism in Eukaryota, Metazoa, Arthropoda, Insecta, Coleoptera, Chrysomelidae. Bases 109 to 1647 code for a protein of 512 amino acids. The record is from RefSeq and is a predicted model, not a curated record.
UCUUGUCAACAAAGACAAGCUUUACAUGACGGAUGACAGUGACAUUCUAAUGAUAAUAAAAACAAAAAGUAUUUGCCUGUUAUUGUGAAUUAUUUAGAUUUUUGUAAUAUGAUCAGAAAAACUGUGAUAGUCGUAAUACUGAAUAUAAUCUUACAGGUCUCAGGAGAUUAUGACAUUAUGCUGACACAUGAUGGUCCAAUUAUAAAAGGUGGCACUAUACAUUUUACAGCAGUUGUAACUUCUAAUGACCAACCUGUACUAGAAACCUUAAAAUUUGUAUGGAUGGAUAAUGGAAUACCACAGCACACUAGAGAGAAUGAUGAAGUUAACAAUUCUACAGAUACUUGGACUAUAACAUACACUGCAGGCGUCUAUCCAGCUGGAAUUUAUACAGCUCAAGUAGUUAUAUAUAAGUGCAGUUUUGUCGUCUACUGCCCUGAAAAAGGCUCAGCAAGGAUUAACUUUGUUAUAACAGAAAAUCUUAAUGGAGACUUCCUGUUACUGCAAGGAAAUCAAUCAUUAACGAAUAAUUUCGUAUCGACUAAAAAGGAAGUGAUACACGCAGUAAAAUUAAAGCAAUCAGAUGCAGACUUUAUCAAAACAGCUCCUACAAUUAGAACUUAUUGGUUUGUAGACUGUGUAUAUUAUGGAAUUACCAAUGAGUUCAAAUUUGCUCAUACUUACCCGGAUCCAUAUCAGAACCACACUGUUGAAGCCUUGGUAGAGGCUGAUUGCACUCCAUUGCCAACCACAACAGCAGCACCUACUACUACAACAACCAAAGUUACAACUACUACACCAAAGCCAAGUACAACAGCAAGCACCACUACUAAGCCAACUACAAAAACUACUACAGUUAAACCAAAUGCAAUAACAAUAACUUCAAAUAAGCCAAAAGUCAGAAGACAUAUAACUAAUCCUACUGUGAAACCACAAUCAAACAUUAAAGUUUGGGUCAAUAAUACAUUAGUUCCUUAUAAUGUAUCUUUUCCGUAUGUUUGUAAUAGCUCUUACCUGGCGACUGAUCCUAAGAAAUUUUAUGGAUAUUUUUAUAAAAAAUUUCAAGCUAAAGAUCCUUUGUCGAACAUAACCGUCACUGGUAAUAAUUGGCUGCAAACAGGUGACAUGCUGUCUCUAAAAGUACAAUGCUAUGGUUCCCAAAAUUUCGAGUAUUGUGUUAAAUAUGUAAAAGGAGAAUAUAAUGUGACAGGCAACGAAACUUGUAAAUAUUAUGACACAUUAGAAACCUGCGCGUUUUCUGUUAUGAGGUAUCUAAAUGUUCCUAAGACGACUAUAUUAAUUAUCGUGAAAAAUGACCUCAAUAAGAUAGUUCAACCAGUAACUAUCAACAUCUAUAGUGUGAAGAAACAGGGUCAGUUAUCAGUUAUUGUUGUCCCUGUCGCCUUUAGUUUAGCAGCAGUUGUAUUAAUUGUAUUUGGCGUUGCCUACUAUUUCCAAAAUAGAAGCAGGUUUAUAAUUGAAGUUGCUGAUUUCAACUUCGGCAGACAGUAUAGUGAUAUGGAGUAUAAAACUUUCAGAGAGAGACUAAGAGAUUCAAUCGCCAACGCCUUUACUCGAACACCUACACCUAGCUCGUCAGAAGUACCAGUUUGGCCUCCUGGUAGAAAAUACGGUAGCAUGACAUGAUAUUGGAAUGGAACCCAACUUGUCAUCAGGGAUCCCCCCAUGGAUGAUAAUGAUAAACUGCAACAAUAUUUUUAAUCUUAUAUUUUAUUUGACUUCACUUAUUUAAAUAUGAUUAUUUUUGUUUUUCUAAUAUAUUUAGAUUUUUAAUGCCUUACUUUUAUGUAUCAUUUUAUUAGGCUUUUAUUUUGUCUUCGUUUUGUUCUCUUUGCUAUAGCCCGUUGUAAAUUUAUGAGAUGGCGAACAAUUUUCUUGAAAUUAUUUAUUUAUUUUUAGUUUGAAUUCUGAUUUCUCGAAUAUAAAAAUGUAUGAAAUUUUUAAUUUUUAAUAUUAUGUUCUUGGUAAUCACAUUUUUUGAUUUAAACAUGGUUAUAGUAUGCGUAAAAUUGCAAUGAGCUAUAGCAAUAUUCACGAAGUGAAUAUUAUUUCUUAUCUGUUGUGGGGCUUUAGAGACUUUGUAAAAUAGUAAACAUAAUCAAAUUUUAUUCUGAGAAUAGAAAUAACGAUUAAAUUAUAGUCGAUAAAUUGUAGCCGCUGCUUUUAUUAAAUUUCUUAAUAAAAUUUCCAUUCCAAGCCUAAAAACACGAAUUUUUUAAAACGAAAUAAAAUUUGAAAGACAAUUUUAAUUGCAGCUAAAUUUGAGUUUUUCUAUUGAAAAAGGUAAUUAACUUAAUGUGAUCAAUAUUUUAAUUUCUUCAACAGGUUUUAGAUUUCUAAUAUUAAAAAAAUCAUUAGACAUCCUACAAAAUAGUACAACGUGAACAUAGCCUCGAAUGAACCACCACGGAACAAAUAUUGGUGUUUGGCAGUGUUGCCAUGUCCUUAUAAUACCCAACCUAUACAUUAUAAGAGUAUUACAACACUGUCAAACUCCAAUAUUUUGUUCCGUGGAGGUUCAUUCAAGGAUAUACAGGGUGUCUGCGUAACUUGGAACCAUAUGAGAAACUUUUUUAAUAUCAAUUUUACGAAAAAAAGUCAUUCUUUAUAAAGUGCUCUGCAUAGUCUAAAAUCUAAGAUGCAAUCAUCAGAUAUCAAAUUUUGUCAACAGUAUACGAGGUAUGUCAAAAAAUAUUAAUUUCGCUCAAGAGCAAACUACCUUUAUAUUUCAAAAUAUCAAAAAAUUUUAUUAUGAAAAGUUAUUUGUAAUUAAAAACCAUAUUCAAAUAUGAAAUAACAGCCUUCUACUUGAAAAAAAAUUUCUGAAAUUUUCCUAAAUUACCGACUCCGAACAUUAUUUUUAUUUAUUAGACAUGUAAUAACUCUUUUAUUAAUAAUUUUAGGAAAAAAAGUUAUUUUUCAUAAAAAUCUGUGCAUGGUCUAAACCUCAAGAUGCAACCAACAGUUAUCCAAGUUUGUUAAUUUUAUACGAGGUGUGUCAAAUAAUAUGAAUUUAGAAAGAAUUUUUUCUAAAUUCUUUCUAAAUUCAUAUUAUUUGACACACCUCGUAUAAAAUUAACACACUUGGAUAACUGUUGGUUGCAUCUUGAGGUUUAGACCAUGCACAGAUUUUUAUGAAAAAUAACUUUUUUCCUAAAAUUAUUAAUAAAAGAGUUAUUACAUGUCUAAUAAAUAAAAAUGAUGUUCGGAAUCGGUAAUUUAGGAAAAUUCCAGAAAUUUUUUUUUCAAGUAGAAGGCUGUUAUUGCAUAUUUGAAUAUGGUUUUUAAUUACAAAUAACUUUUCAUAAUAAAAUUUUUUGAUAUUUUGAAAUAUAAAGGUAGUUUGCUCUUGAGCGAAAUUAAUAUUUUUUGACAUACCUCGUAUACUGUUGACAAAAUUUGAUAUCUGAUGAUUGCAUCUUAGGUUUUAGACUAUGCAGAGUACUUUAUAAAGAAUGACUUUUUUUUUCGUAAAAUUGAUAUUAAAAAAGUUUUCCAUAUGGUUCCAAGUUACGCAGACACCCUGUAUAACGUUACACUAUUUUUUAAGAUGUCCAAAUCAUUGUGUAUAAGAGACAAUGGUAAAGUGUCAUAAGCAGUAAUUGGGAACUAUUAAAAAUAAUACUGUACGGGUAUCUCUGUCUGCACAAUCUCUAAUUUACAUUUAUUCAAAAUUUAUAUGUCUUUCCAGUAAUUUUUAAUAAAUUUAACAGUUUUUCUUUCUUUCAUUGCAAGUUAUAUUUACAUAGAUCUUUUUUUAAUUCAUUAGCUAAUCUCCAUUGUGCCACUAGUAUGGAUAUUUCUAACCAGACUUCUUAAAGUUUGUUAUUAUGAUUUGAAACAAAAGAAGGUCAUGAAUAUUACAAAAAGACCUACUCUCAUACCUCAUUUUAUGAUGAUUAAUUUUUCUUAUCAAUGGAUAAUGAACAUAUAAAGCACAUAGUGUUUGCUCCCCCCUUGUCUGGCUUUAAAAUUUACAUAAUAUUUACCUUUUGCUUUUAAUGUCUUUUCUGUUUUGCUGAUUUGUUUUGCUCUUUUUAUCCUAAUUCUCUGUUUAUAAAGUUUUCUUCUAUAGUUAUUUCUACUUUCUCCAUUUUUUUCAAAUAUACAUUUUCUUGUAUUAACUCAUUCCUUUAUAAGAUAAAGUUUUCAAUCCUAAUAGCAUUAUUAAUAAUAUUUAAAAAUAUUAAAAAUAUUACCUACUAAAAGAUUUUUAAAUUGAAAACUUAUUGGUCCAUUUUCUUGGUAACACCUCCAAGGCUUCUAAAAUUUACAAGCCAUAUGGAUGCUGAAGCGAAGAAGACAAGAGGGAAUUCAAAAACUUACAAUUCACGACCCCGUCUGUUCAGCUGGUAAAUUCAAACAGAAAAUGGACCUAGUUACUCAAAGGAGUAAAGACUAAUAUAAAAAUAAAAUAAAAUUUCAUUUUUAAUUCAGUUGCAAUGCGAAGGCAAAACAAUCUUAUUUUUCAAUUAGAAUACGGAGCGCAGUCCAGCCCUCUGAAUCGCGAUUUUCGACUCUAAUUGGAGUCUCAUCGGAGAGAGCGUAGGCUUGUUCUCCAUAUUCUAACCGAUCAGUACCGAGAGCUUUUCCCACCCAUUGCAACUGAAGUGAAAAUAUUAGUCUUUACUCCUUUGAGUAACUAGGUCCAUUUUCUGUUGGAAUUUACCAGCUGAACAGACGGGGUCGUGAAUUGUAAGUUUUUUGAAUUCCCUCUUGUCUUCUUCGCUUCAGCAUCCAUCUGGCUUGCAAAUUUUAGAAGCCUUGGAGGUGUUACCAAGAAAAUGGACCAAUAGGUUUUCAAUUUAAAAAUCUUUUAGUAAUAUUUUAAUAUUUUUAAAUAUUAUUAAUAUUGCUAUUAGGAUUGAAAACUACUUCAUCUUUCAAUUGCCAGAUGACGCUAGUCACCUAAUAUUUUCACUUCAGUUGCAAUGGGUGGGAAAAGCUCUCGGUACUGAUCGGUUAGAAUAUGGAGAACAAGCCUACGCUCUCUCCGAUGAGACUCCAAUUAGAGUCGAAAAUCGCGAUUCAGAGGGCUGGACUGCGCUCCGUAUUCUAAUUGAAAAAUAAGAUUGUUUUGCCUUAAGAUUAUUUAAUAUUUUAAGAUUAUUUAAUAAGAUUUAUUUUAUUUUCAUUCCUUUAUAGUUUAUUUUCUCUUUCAUGACCUGUAUCAUUUGCUCUACUAUAUUUCUCAGAAUUUUUUAAAUAUCCCAAAGCCCCUUAUUUUUCCUUUUGUUGGCAUCUACUAGUUGCCUUGUUAAUUCGUUUAUUUCAUUGUUGUUAUUUAUUUCAUUUAUUUUUGUUUUUGUCGUAUCUGGUGUGCACUGUAUUUUUUACUUCUGGCAAAUAUAUCUUCUGGUUCAUCUUCUUCUUCGUUUUAUCAUCAUCUGAUAUAUUAUGGUCAUAAGAGCAAUAAAUCUUCUGUAUGUAUUACCUUUUUAGUCUCAAUUUCACUGACGCAUUUAAACUUUUUUGGAAUUUGAACUUUUAAACUUUGGAUUCAUCAUGAUCGGUAACGUUUUCUUAUUAUUUAACUAACGCGAUUAUGGUUUUUAUUGCGGAAAAAUAAUAUGGUGGCCUCCCCUUACAUUCGCUUUGCAAAUAUAAUUUUUUGUGUAUCCCACUAUGCUGUGGUAGUAAGUUUUAAUACAGCCUUCUAGGAAGACACCAAUGGAUGACUAUAACCCCCACAUGAAAUUGCUAGUUCUCCUUUUGUUGCUAUUUUUAAGAGCACACAGUAGCGAUCAACAGGUAGCAACAAACGCGGUCCAAGAUUGCGAAAGUUCUGCGAACUUUCAAAAGUGAGGCAACAGUGCGUCGGUAACUCGACACUGACAGUGACGUUUAUACUAUCAAAAACAAUAAUUAGUUUUUAUACACAUAGGCGCGAAUUGUUGCCAAGUCAGUGACGUUCGAUUUCUUGUUAUAAAAAAAUCGAUUUUUAGUAGUUCCAAUGUGACACAAAAUCUAGGGACGGGAUAAAAAAGUUUAUUUGAAGAAAGUGUAUUUUUGCCUUUCUUAAUGGCGGUACAGGCUCCUUUUUUCAAUAUUUUAUUUAGUUAUAGAGUGAUUUCCACAUGCUAACAUAUUUCUGAAAUUGGGCUCUGUACCGCCAUUCUUUAUUAUAUUACGAAUAUGUGUGCCAAAUAUCUCGACAAAAUAUUCAAAAUUAGAGCCGCAAUCUUGGAACGCGUUUGUUGCUACCUGUUGAUCACUACUGUUUGCUCUUAAAUAUACUAUUUAAUAAACAAGUUUGAAUCAUUUUUUUCAGAAUACCAGUACAAUAAUAGAUAUUUAUAAAAAAUACGUUCAAAAUUUAUACGACAGCAGAGUUAUCCGUAGUAUUGAAACGAAUAAAAUGUUCGUUAUAUUCCAACAUUUUUAGUAAUGUCAAUUAAGAUUUUAUUUUUUAUUAAGAAAUAAAAAUUACAACUGUUAUUAAACACUAAUCAGUUAUGAGAGAGAUAAAAUAUUAAACAAAUACUUAUAUGAGAGUGUGAUGAUAUGUCUGGUCUUAGCUUGUAAUGUACUCAAAUAGUCUUAUGAUAAUUACUCUGUAUUAGUUAUUAAUACCCCUUAUUUGUUAAAGUGGUCCUCUCGUUUAAAAAAUAAUUACGAAUAUAACAAGUGGUCAUGUUUGCUGUAUCGUUGGGAAUCACGAGUUAAGUUUCUUGUUUUAUUUCACAAUCAAUAUAAUUUUCUAACAACUAAUAUUGUGAUUCAGAAACAUUUUUUUAUAAAUCGCCUUCAAGUUGGUUUUGCUUUUGUAUCAACCGUAAUAGAUAGGGUGAUUCAUUAAGAAUGUCCAGUCUCUGGGUUGUAGAUUCUAGACCUCAAAAUAUUACGAUUCUGCCCAAUAUGCCUUAUUUUAAUAUUCAAGCUAUUGCCAAUGUUCUAGCAAUAUCUACCUGUUUUAUGAAUGAUCCCUUGUUGAUGUCCUUUCACACCUCCAACAGUAGCACACUGCUGAGCUGAAUAAUAAUGAGUCUUAUAGAUAGCUGGUACAGGUUUACCUUCAGUUUCCGAAGAGGACCACAUUUUUUGAGAGAUGUUUUCGAAAAUGCAACUUUUUAUAUAUAAACAUGAGAACAUGUUAAUCAUUUAUAUGAAGAAGAGCCAAUCAUUUUAUAUAUAAAAUGUUUAUCGACUGUUGAAUAGUAUUCGACAGUGUUUUUUAACAUGCAGUCAUUUACACAAUUAUUUAUCAUUAAAUAACGAGGCCUACAUCUCAUAUGAUUAUCUUAGCUGGUAAUAAAUUGAUUAUUAGAUAAUAAGAAUUUUGUCCACAAACAGGAAAAAAUUAAAACCAGUUUCAAAAUUCACGAAGACUGUACCAGUGUUAAUUAUUUGUUAAAUAUGACUGUAUUUUAAACAAUAUUGUCAAAUAGAGAUGUAUUUGUAUAUAUAGGUUCAAAUGUUUAUUUUUUGUAUGUAAAAACUGCGUAGAAAUAUAUAAUAAAUAUAACAAGAUUGUA